AUGCAUUCUGCCCUCUCGUCUGAUGGUAGCCUUGCAGCUAUAGUGUCACCUGCUGCAACUAGUCGGCUGAUGAUUCAAGUCUAUCAAUUGUCAUCUUCAUCUUGUUCCUUAAAUAUGACAUUGACCCACUCAUCACCAAAUCCAUUGAAAGAUUUGGCUUUUUGUGGGAACGCCAUGGUUGUGGGACUUUUGGGAACUUCAGAAAUUGUUGUCUGGGACUUGGAGCGUGGGGUUGUUGCGAAUAAAAUGAUGUCCUCGUCGGAAGAUCAAAACUUUCUCGCAUUGUCAGGCGACUCGGAUGGAGAAAAGUUUUCAAUUCUGACACAGCACUCUCAAAAACUCUACGUCUACGAGUAUCUUGCUUCAAGCAGUAAAUUGACACGAAAGGUGAAGAGCGGCAAAUUUGAGGGGGAUAUGAAAGACGCCUACAUGGCACUAUCAAAGAAGCGGAUUGUUGUACAAACAUCAGGUGGUGCUCGUGUGAUGGAUCGAGCGACUGGAAAGAAGGAGGGAAAGAUCAAAUCCAAAAACUUUGCUCGCAUCUUUGUCUGUCCAUCAGAUGAAAACUUGCUGGUUGGUGUCGAAAACUCUGGAUCCGUCGCCGUGUACAACCUUUCUACAAUGAAGAAGGUCGUCAGUAUUCCUCAAGUAUUCUCCUCGAGCACAAGUCCAUUGCAGAUGAUCAAGAGUAGCAAUGGGAAACACACGCUCCUUGCUGAUCAUACGCUACAUACGAUCACUGGUUCGACCGCUAAAAAGUUGACUCAAGCGACAUCGGCUCGUCCAAUUGCAAUGUUCUUGAUCCGAGACCAACUUCUUGCUUUGAUUCAUCAACCUACUGGAGGAUGCAGUGCCGAAUGGGUCGCCUUGGAAGACGAAGACUUACCAUCCAUUAUCAAACUCGACGAAGAAAACGAAUCAAAGACGGAAAGUAAGAGUGCUACAAAGCGCAAGGCGCCUUCUGAAGCCAAGAUUCUGGGGCCUGGACAAGCCGGAAUGGAGAUUGUACCUCCGUCCAAGAAGCCAAAGGCAUCAAGUGUAGAUGAGGAUGAAAACGAGAGGACAGAAGAAGAUGAGUUGAAAGAAAUGUCCAUUGCCGAACGAUUACAGCAAAUGAGUCGAGCGAUGGAAGAGGAAGACGAGGACAACGACGAUGAUGAUGACGAAGAUGACGAAGAAACGCCACCAACAACCUUCAAGCCAAAGACAGCAACGACAGAAUCUCUGAAACAGUUACUCUCUCAAGCAUUGCAGUCAGGGGAUGAUAAUCUUUUGGAAUUGGCUUUGGGCGUACGAGACGUUCAAGUAAUUUCGACUACCAUGAAGGAGCUCGAGCCUGCUCACAUUGUUCUUUUGGUGAGCAAGCUGACCUCCAGAUUAGCGUCCACACCACUAAGAGCCGAACAGCUGUCGACAUGGCUUUCGUACUGUCUAAAGACGGGACGAUUCCAGCCUCAAAACUUGUCAGCGUUGCGAAACUUGCUGUUCGAGAGAAUAGAAAGCUUCUCCGACUUGCUGCGACUGGAAGGAAGGUUAGCGAUGAUGCGCGACAUUGAAUAA
Molecule: messenger RNA, 1560 nt
Organism: Cylindrotheca closterium
Lineage: Eukaryota; Bacillariophyta; Bacillariophyceae; Bacillariales; Bacillariaceae
Source: the annotation of a GenBank genome assembly